Messenger RNA from Oldenlandia corymbosa var. corymbosa, 777 nucleotides. The record is from the annotation of a GenBank genome assembly. Lineage: Eukaryota; Viridiplantae; Streptophyta; Magnoliopsida; Gentianales; Rubiaceae.
AUGGUUAAGGUGACCGUCCUAGGAAGUGACCCUACUGAGAUGGGUAGGCUAAUUAUUCCAGUGGGGAUAAUGGGGCCAAGGGUUUCGGAGCUGGCAAUUCAUCCCUAUGGAUUUGGAGGAUUUCUCGUCGGAGCUUGGUCAAGGGUGUUAAUUGCCUAUCCAUCUUGGGCGGUGCCGGUUUGCUUUCCUGGGGGAUUCUUGGCUUAUCGUUUGGUCCUACCGAGGGUGCUGCGCGGCGGUGAUGGAGGAGGAAGAAAGGCUGGUGCGUGGCUGCCUCGUGGAGUUGGAGAAGAGGAAGCAAGGUGUUGCGGUUUCGGCGGUGGGAUGAAGGAGGAAGAUGAUGGAGAUCAAGGUGGUGGUUAUGGAAGCAAAGCGGCGGUGAAGAUGGUGGCCGGCUGCUUCGCGUGGAUGAUGGAGGAAGAAGGUGAUGGCCGGCUGAAAGAGGAGGGAGUUCGGGUGCUGCGCGGCGGUGAUGGAGGAGGAAGAAAGGCUAGUGCGUGGCUGCCUCGUGGAGUUGGAGAAGAGGAAGCAAGGUGUUGCGGUUUCGGCGGUGGGAUGAAGGAGGAAGAUGAUGGAAAUCAAGGUGGUGGUUAUGGAAGCAAAGCGGUGGUGAAGAUGGUGGCCGGCUGCUUCGCGUGGAUGAUGGAGGAAGAAGGUGAUGGCCGGCUGAAAGAGGAGGGAGUUCGGGAGGAUUUUCCCUAUGCCAAUUAUGUUGCUGCAGUCUUGGAGGUGAGUAUCGAGGACGGUGAUGAUAUUCUUGGUCAUAGUUGCCCUUGA